Molecule: messenger RNA, 795 nt
Organism: Aspergillus puulaauensis
Lineage: Eukaryota; Fungi; Ascomycota; Eurotiomycetes; Eurotiales; Aspergillaceae
Product: SDR family oxidoreductase
Exons: 1
Coding region: 1-795 (264 amino acids)
Molecular function (GO): oxidoreductase activity, acting on the CH-OH group of donors, NAD or NADP as acceptor
Source: RefSeq, a predicted model, not a curated record
AUGUCUCAAUUUCCAACCCCUGUCACAGUUUUGAUCACCGGAGCUGCGGGUGGCCUUGGUCGGGUCAUCGCAGAGGCAUUCCUCACCAAAGGCGCCAACGUCGCCAUCUGCGACGUCAACAGGGACCGUAUCGCUGAGACAUCGUCGGCAUGGACUCAAGAGUACCAUGGCAGGUUCAUUGCGGAGCAAGCAGACGUCUCAUCCAAAUCCGACAUCGAAAGCCUGGUCCAGAUAACCACCAACAAAUUCGGCCGUCUGGACAUCCUCAUCAACAACGCCGGAGUCCUGGACGCCUUUGACCCGGCGGGCACCUGUACGCGCGAGACAUGGGAUCGAGUAUUAAACGUCAAUUUGACCGGCCCGUACGUCUGCACCCAGGCAGCUGUAAAUGCCAUGCAGACGCAGUCACCACCCGGCGGAACAAUCAUCAACAUGGGCUCCAAUGCCUCCGUCUGCGGCACAAACGGCGGGCUGGCGUAUACAGUAUCGAAGCACGGCGUGUUAGGGCUGACGAGGAACACGGCUGCUUUCUACCUCGACCACGGCAUCACUUGCACUAUGCUGCAGCUGGGUGGUCUGGCGACGACGAACAUACUCGACUCCCUCUCGACGGGGGUGAAUCAGGAGGGGCUGGGCAUGGUCGAGAAGCACACGCCGGGCUUCAAAGCGGGAUUCAAUGAUGUUCCCCUAGAGGAUGUUGCGAAGUUCUGUGUUCUAUUGGCUGAUCGCGAGCUGGCGAAGACGAUGAAUGGGGCAUCUGUUCCGUUUAACAGAAACUGGCCUGCAGGGGUUUAG